Radiomyces spectabilis is the source of this 379-nucleotide messenger RNA. RefSeq lists its product as uncharacterized. The record is from RefSeq and is a predicted model, not a curated record. The transcript has 3 exons. Lineage: Eukaryota; Fungi; Mucoromycota; Mucoromycetes; Mucorales; Radiomycetaceae. The coding region runs from base 121 to 345 and encodes 74 amino acids.
AUCGAAUAACAAGCAGAGGAAGUGGGAAACAGCCCAGCUGUCGUCUUUGGUACAUGAUAUGUUGACGGAUAUCAAAAGAAAAGCAAGUUCAGGAUCGUCUUCUGACGAGGUAGAUGGACAAUGGCUAUUUUAUUAUUCUGUAAGCUGGUUUAUUUACGUAGUAUCCUCUUGCAAGAUUGUAUUCACGAACAUUGGAACGGUCUUGAUACCGCGGCCAUUGAGAACUUUGAGUUUAUGGCUUCCAAUAUUGGGGUUCACGCCAACGACAUUCCGUUAUUGAUCAGCAUUUGCAGCGCUUAUGAUACCAAAAUUGGGGAACUCUUCCAACGAAAGGCUGCUUCAUAGGGUUGGAUCGCGGCUCAUGUACAGUUUAUUCUUG